Messenger RNA from Priapulus caudatus, 646 nucleotides. Its product is annotated as beta-1,4-glucuronyltransferase 1-like. The record is from RefSeq and is a predicted model, not a curated record. The transcript has 3 exons. The coding region runs from base 102 to 497 and encodes 131 amino acids. NCBI's taxonomy places the organism in Eukaryota, Metazoa, Priapulida, Priapulimorpha, Priapulimorphida, Priapulidae.
GCAAGCGCCACCUGGUGAGACUGCUGGAGUCUGGAGAUGCGAUUGUCUUUCAUCAGCAUAAGUGUUGGGCGUGUCAGCGCAUACACGGCUUCGAGGCAUGGAUGCGGCUCAACUCAUCGCAGACGGCACCUCUACGCGUGUUUAACGUGAGCAAGUGGCACCCGGCGUGGGAGCCUGUGCACAUAGGAGCGCGGGACUAUGAACCGCUGUACGAUGAGAGGUUCUAUAGGGACGAUCUGCGAGACAACUUACAUCAGUUGUACGAGCUGUGUAGAGCCAACUAUGACUUCCACGUACUCGACGAUGCCUUCCUGGUGCAUUCUCCAGGCAUAGACAAGGGACGACGCCUGACAGAGCGAACAAACAUGAGGCUGUACUACAGUGCCGUGAAAGACAUCGAUAGACGAUACGUCGAUCGCAACUCCACGAAAGAGUUUUGCACGGAAAGUCGUAAACCCUCUAAGAGGUUUCGCAAGUAUUUGCAAUCGUCGAGCUAGACAUGGUGUCGACGUCGCACGUCGUCGGCGUGCUUCUGUCCACACAAAGAUACCGUUAAUCAAACACAAAGAUGACAUCAAACAAACUCCAGGCGUAUGCCGGCUUACACCAACUGAUGGAAUGUAGAAAAUUUGAGAAAUACACGUAG